AAAAUUGCAGCUCUUCAAGAAAAGUAUUGAUCAAGAGCUUGAUCCCCAUCUAACCUUGAAGGAGAAAUCGUGCUUCCAUGUUGUUUUAUUUUUUUACUGAGAAUUGUUUGGUUAUCCCAGUUUUGUGACAGCGCUUUAAAAUUUUAAAAUCUCAGUUUUCUUAUGGAGCAAUACAUGAUAUUGCAUGGCGAUAACUAUGUUAUUUUUUAAGUGGUAUGCCUUUUUGGCUGUGGCUGAACACUGGUGUGUAGGCAAAGGGAUGCAAAAAUAAGGUGGACGCUGUUAAGCUACUAGCCCAGCCAGCACAAAGAGCUCUAAAAGACUUCUUUUAUACAUCUGCUGUAUUUCUAAAAGAGGUCUUUUCAAAGAUGCAUUUUAAAAGAUCUCUUUUAGACAUCUUUUAAAAAACAUCUUUCCAAAGACGUCUUUUAGACGUUUUUAAGAAAUUUUUUGCGACGCGUCUUUUUAAAGACGUCUUUUAGACCUUUUACAGAUGUAGAAGCGACUCAAAUGCAUCUUAAAUGGAACUUUUUAAAUGCAUCUUGAGAUAGACUUCUUUUUCCGUAGAAAGAAAUGUGCUGUAAAAUAUCAGCAACCUUUACCUUUUGCUCAUCCUCUUUUCAGGUUUCAAUCUCGGAUCACAUCUAACGGUGAAUUGGAUGCUGAAGCUUGAUGCUGUGUAUUUUCAGCAAGAUGUGGGAUAUCAUGUAGCUUCAAAAUGACCAUUGUAGCUGUUCACUAUAGCUGUUCAUUGUGUAUGGCAAAUACUUCUAGGUGACCAUAUCACAUUAUCUAUACCCCUCCAUGAAUCAGUAUUUUCCAACUGAAAAAAGAUUUCAUGACGAGGAAGAGGUUGGUGUAGAUGCAAUGAAGCAUCAUUUGGUUCAGCAUUUUUCAGAGCCUUCCAGGCUCACACUGCCUGGAACACACAUACCAUUACAUGCACAGUCAGGAAUUGAACUGUUGACAUUGGAAAAGAUGACAGGUGUUGCAAAAGCAAAAAAACUUCAGCAAACAAGAAAACGUUACAAAGAAAUUCAAAUCAAGGUUUUUAAUCUACUUGAGAGACCAAGAACAUGGUUUGGUGUAUUGUAUCACGGAGUUGUAUUUUUGCUGAUUAUGGCAAGUUUGUUUUUAAGCGUCAUAAUUACAAUGAAAGAUUUUGAAGAAGAUUUAAAUAUCCUUAAUGCUGUUUACUAUCUGGAAAUAUCUCUUGUUAUCGUGUUCAGUGUGGAAUAUAUACUUCGCAUGUGGUCCUGUUCAUGUCAUGGUAAUUACAAGGGAUUCUGGGGAAAAAUGAGAUUCAUAAAAAAACCAUACAUGGUAAUAGACAUCAUUGUGAUUGUUGCAACGACUGUUGUUGUGGCUACCACAACACAAUCGAAUAAAUCCAAUUAUUUCAGUGUGUCGGUGUUCAGAUUUCUGCGCUUUUUGCAAGUCUUGCGUAUUCUACGGUUAGACCGACAACGCGGAGCUUUCAAGAUAGUCAGCCAUGUGGUGUAUGAACACAGACAGGAAUUGAUGACAUGUUGGUAUAUGAGUUUCAUUUUACUGGUGGCAUGUUCAUUUCUGGUUUACCUUGCUGAGAAGAGUGAUGAACAGCCUGACACUGCUCAAAUGAAGGAUUUGGGUGAAGGGAUGUACUUCGCCAUUAUCACUCUUUUGACAGUUGGUUAUGGUGAUAUAUCUCCUCAAAAUUGGGUCGCAAAAAUUCUCACAUGUGUAUUUGCUUUUGUUGGCACUGCAUUUUUUGCCCUACCUGCUGGCAUCUUAGGAUCUGGUUUUGCAAUCCAGGUCGCACAAAAUCAGAAACGAAAGCAUUUCAACAGAAGAAGAUACCCUGCAGCACUUGUCAUACAGUACUCAUGGAAAUGGUUUGUGUCAAAUCAACGCAGUGACGAUUUUCCAGCUACGUGGAUACCACACCAAGUAUUAGCCCCAUUAAAAGAGAAAAAGUACUCCACAUACUCUCGUAGUCCAGGUGCAUCACCCACUGGUGGUCGACGUAGCAUGUCAUAUCUACGUAAAAAAUUUCAUUCCACACGAAACUACACAUAUGCAGAAGGAGAUGGUUUUAACUCGAGAAGAAGUUCUAUAGGUGCUACUAUACCUUCUGCUUUGGAUUUACGUGACCGAUGCCAGUCGGAAGGGAAUCUUUUACUUGUGGGUCCGCGCAAUUUCGAAGAUAACCAGGCUACUAUUGUCAGUCUACCACCUGAAUAUAGAGAAAGUGUUUUUGAUACCAGAAACGCAGGUCUUUAUAACAGCACACAAGAUAUUCAUUUUAAACCGUUGACUGAAUAUGAGAAAAAUGCAAUUCGUUUUAUCCGGAAAAUUAAAUUUCGUGUAGCUAUAAGGAAAUUCAGGGAAGAAUGUCGACCAUAUGAUGUAAAAGAUGUAAUCGAACAAUACACUGAAGGUCAGAUGGAAAUGUUUGGAUUCAUCAAAAAAUUUCAGUUAAGAUUGGAAUCUACUUUGGGCAUACGAGAAUCUGAAUCAAUUGAUCCACGGCGUACUUUAAACGCAAGACUUGGUGCAGUAGAACAUAAGGUCGACAACCUGGAUUCAAAACUGGACAGCAUCAUUGAACUAUUAACGAAUAAAAAGAAGGGUCGUUCUCAUGACGGUCAUCAUCAUCAUCGUCACCAUCACCAUGAUGAGCAUGGUCACCCAAACGAACAUUUUAACCAAUCAGGUGAUGCAGGAGACUCAGAUGUGGAUUUAUCCCACGAGUCUAUCCCAAUUGUUCACAUCCAACACAGCAAGCCGCUUGCAAGUCGAGAUGAAUAUAUGUCAAGUCCCCGCGAUCGUAAGCGAGGUAUGACAUUCCACGCAGACGAAGUCAGUAAACGGCUAGAAAAAUUGAUGUACGAAUCAACUGACAGUUCUAUAGGAGGUGUUGAAAGUAACCUAAAAGUACCUGCAGACACGCCAAAAAGAGCGUCGUCGUCACGGUUUAUCGUCACCACGACGCCUGAUCUUUUGCUGCAACGUACUAACGCCGUCGAUAUUCGCUCUGGUGAAAAUAGCAAUCGAUCAAGCACGUCCUCUUUGCCAAUUCUUAGUGAAAAUAACGUAAGCAGCCACUGCUCAAGCAAUUCUGAUGAAGGUGCUGGAUUAUCCAGUAAAUGCAAUGGGAGCGUGUUGAAGAGGGAACAUAAUUCUCAAUCUCGUAGAUGUAAACAGUGCAUAUCAAAAAGUUUAGGUAGCAUUCCCGCUGCUGCAUUUAAAGUACCGUUAGAUGAAAUGACAUUGAACUUCUCAGAAAGCGUUCCACAACUUCCUAUAACCCCUUUCAACACAGUGCCUUCUAAUAGCCUUUUGGCAAACUUAGACGAAGAGGAAGACGAUACAACAAAAAUAUCUACCAAACAAACACUUCCACCCAAUGAACAUGCUGCUAUAAAGAACACCAUCGAGUCAAGUGAACUACCUAAAGAAAAUUCGUCGAGAAAUAACCGUAUGACGAAACAGAGUUCUAUAAAUGGCCAUGUUGCAACACCAAGAGAAUCGCCUGUACAAAGUGUUCAAAAUGCUGCGCCAGUAGUUGCCAUUGUUAACCCUAAACAGACGGACGACGAGACUUCUAGUAAUGCUCAAACACCAGAAAAUAAUCUCAGUCUGGUUUAUUAAUUAUUAAUUUAGACAAAAAUUGCGCAAUUUUAUUUUUAUUUAUGUGGCAUAUAUUCCUUAAGUGCUGUAUUUUAUAAUAUGUAGGUUGUAUAAUAUUUUUUUCGUAAUAUUUAGAAUUCAA
This is a messenger RNA of Hydractinia symbiolongicarpus, 3754 nucleotides long. RefSeq names its product potassium voltage-gated channel subfamily KQT member 1-like. Gene Ontology annotation, molecular function: voltage-gated potassium channel activity. The record is from RefSeq and is a predicted model, not a curated record. Bases 805 to 3633 code for a protein of 942 amino acids. Lineage: Eukaryota; Metazoa; Cnidaria; Hydrozoa; Anthoathecata; Hydractiniidae. The transcript is spliced from 18 exons. Gene Ontology annotation, biological process: transmembrane transport; potassium ion transport. Gene Ontology annotation, cellular component: membrane.